UCCACCUCUACUUUAUAGAACAUAAAAAUUUUGAAACUUGCGUUUUUUAGCAGCUGAUGCGUGCGUAAAUAUAUAAAAUAUAAAUAUAAUACAUAAAAGCGUGUUUCGCAGCGAGUGAAUUCCAGAGCGCGCCCACAAGGAGGCCAAGGCCAAGCAGCUGCUCGCCAUGGUGAAGAAGCGUCAGGCGGACAGCCACGACCACGAGAGCUCCACGGACUCCGGCGAUGAGGAGCUUCACCACAGGAACCCACUUGGGUCCGCCGGCCAAGCGGAUGGCGCCACGCCCACCUCCACCAGUUGCCAGCAUAUUAAGAAGGCGGUGGACGCGGCCCGACUCCGACGUCUCCUCAAACCGACGGGUCUCCUGUACGAGUGCUCCCAGUGCCAGAAGUUGGGCAAGACAGCAGGGGCAGAUGGAGCAGCCGGAUCCGGUUCUGGCGGAGAUCCGGGAGACUUCGAAUUCGACAGCACACUGUGGCUGUGCCUCAAGUGCGGCAGCCAGCUGUGCGGAAGGGCCAGGCACAAGCACGCCCUGGAUCACUAUCAGACACCCCACUCGGAUUCGCAUGCGCUAGCCAUGAAUACGCGUUCCUUCGACAUCUGGUGCUACGAGUGCGACAUGAAGAUCUGCUGCAAUCUGCGCAAGAACCUGCUCGAGUGCGUAGAGUUGGUCAAGCGGCUGGCCCAGAAGCCACCCACGAACACCGCCACGCCCAGUCCGCCCACCAUCAGCUACAUCGAGCAGAAGAUCAAGUCCACGCUGGAGCACCUCACGCCCAUGGUGCCCAUGACGGGCGGAUUCUUUGACGACGCCGGCGGAGGCGGAGCGGGAUCCGCGGCGGUUGGCGCGGGCGGAGGAACCCAGAGCAGCCAGGUGGCCAUUCCGAUGCCACCGCCGCCGCUCAGCUCAGGACAUUCGGCCGCCGGUUCGCUGACCAGUGUACCCGGAAUGGCCAAGAGGAUUGGCCAGGCCAACGCCCCCGCAACCACCACCGCCAAUGGCAACGGUGUGAGCAGGCGACUCCUCACCCUGGAGACGCCGCGCAACGAACUGGACCGACUGCCCAGGGUGCGGGGACUGACCAACCUGGGCAACACUUGCUUCUUCAAUGCGGUGAUGCAGUGCCUCGCCCAGACGCCCUUCCUACUCAGCGUGCUAAAAGAACUUGCGGAGCCGGGAGAGGAAUUCGUUUUGCCCGGAGGAACGUUCAAGCUAAAGGACAAGGGCGACAUCGAGAUGCCCAUGAUCAAGGGCACCCUCUCCUCCUGGGGCGGACUCACCGCCGCUCUGGCCAAUGCCCUCGAGGAGCUCCAGGCGGGCGGCAGUGUGUUUACGCCCAGCAAGCUCUUCGAAAAGCUGUGCAUUAAGUGUCCGCAGUUCACGGGCGGCGACCAGCACGAUGCCCACGAGCUAUUGCGCCAGCUCCUGGAGAGCGUGCGGAACGAGGAUCUGAAGCGCUACCAGCGUGUCAUCCUGCAAAACCUUGGCUACAAGGACCAGGACAUCAACAGUGUGUCGGAAGAGAUGCGGCAGAAGUGCAAAAUCUACGGCAACCAGGCCGGCGACCGCAUCCUGCGCCCGGAGCAGGUCUUCCGCGGCUUUCUCGUGUCCACGCUGACUUGCCAGGACUGCCACAGCGUGUCCUCGCGGCAUGAGUACUUCCUGGACAUGUCGCUGCCCGUGGCCGUGGAGAAGCCACAACCGCCGCAGCGUCGGAAACCGAGUCCGGAUCUCUCCUUGGUGGCCAGCAGCUCCAGCGUCAGUUCCACUCAGACCACCAGUCAGCCGGCGAUCAACACCAAGUUCACGGAGGGCAGCGUCAACUUCACGGCCUCUUCGUCCUUCUUCCUGCACGCCGAUCAGGAGGGCUCCCUGGGCCCCUCCAAGUCGCAGGUAAAGAAGGAGAAGGAGCGGGAGCGCAAGGCGAAGCGGGCGGCCAAGCAUCAGCGCCACAAGCAGGCCCAGAAGUUGAGCCUCAAGCUGAACGGAAACAGCGGUGGAAAUGGGAAUGGUUUCGUCCAGUCAGGGGAAUCGGACGCUGCACUGGCCUCCUUAGGCGCAUCUGGCGAUGGGCAGGCCAUCGAUGGCUCCGACCAGCCCAAAGACCAGACCGAGGACACCACCUCGUCCAGCGUGACCACCUCGGAACACUCCGACGCCGAUGUCGAGGACAAUCUGGUGGAGGACACCGCCCCGCCGUCGGCUAAUAAUGCGUCGAGCACCUCCGCAUCCUCGGGAGCUGCGGCCAAGUUUUACACGGACAGCAACGGCAAUGCCCAGCCGCUGGGCGAGAAGCGCGACGACACGCCGGAGCACAUGGACAAGGACUCUCUGGAGGAGGACGAGAAUGACUCGGGGAUCGCCACUAGUCCGGCACCCACUGCAACCAACAGCAGCACGAGCACCAAUGCCACCAACGACACCAAUUCUACAGGCAAUAACAAUUCGCGCUCCGGAUCCGGCUCGUCCGGAUCUUCGGGCGCCCUGGAAGAAACCUCUGCGCCCGCGAGCCUGGUCAGUGCAGGGCUCUCCGAGAAGGGCGCCUCCCUGAUACGGCAGAUAUCGGUGGGAGCCGAGCAGAGCGGACUCAAUGGAGCUGCAGCGGAGGGUGGAGCAGCGCAGGCGACCGCGCAGCAGGAGAAUACCCCGCACCAGACCCAAGUGGAAACCCAGACUCAGGCUAUGGCCUUGGCCCAAGCCCAGGCCCGUGCGAAGCGGGUGCGCACGCAGAGCUACUCGGACUGGAGCACCACGAUAGCACCGCGCUACCAAUGCGAGGAUGGCGAGUGCUCCGUGCAGUCCUGCAUGAACAACUUUACGGCCGUGGAGCUAAUGACGGGCCAGAACAAGGUGGGAUGCGACAGCUGCACGCUGAGAAUCAACGGCAGCGACCCGAAGGCCAAGUCGGUGAACACCAAUGCCACCAAGCAGCUGCUGGUCUCCAGUCCGCCGGCGGUGCUUAUCCUGCACCUAAAGCGCUUCCAGCUGGGGCCGCGCUGCAUCUUCCGUAAGCUGACGCGACCGGUGAGCUAUCCCAAUCUGCUGGACAUCGCCGCCUUCUGCGGCUCCAAGGUGAAGAACCUGCCGAACAUCGACCGCAAGCAGAAGAAGCUUCUGUACGCUCUCUACGGCGUGGUGGAGCACUCCGGCGGAAUGUACGGUGGCCACUACACGGCGUACGUGAAGGUGCGGCCCAAGGUGACGCCGGACGACAAGCGCUGGAAGUUCCUGCCGCACGGCAGCAAGGCGGAACUGGACCAGGACGAUGACCAACUCAAGAAACUGGAGGAACUGCUGGCCAAGGAGAAGGCGCGCGAGAUGCACAUACAUGCGAUGGACGAUAGCGACGACUUCACCAACUCCAGCAGCAACUCGUCCACCUCCGACGAAGGCAAUUCCCUGGCCACGCCCCUCGAGGAGCAGCUGACGCUCCAGGAAGAGGCCGCCCACGUGCAGGCGCCGCCCGGCAAAUGGUAUUACGUGUCCGACUCGCGUGUCCAGGAGGUCAGCGAGGACACGGCGCUGAAGGCCCAGGCCUAUCUGCUCUUCUACGAGCGUAUCUACUAGGGAUAAGAUCCUUGAAAAGGACGAGAAUCAGAAAGAAAGAAGAUCAUGUCGCGGGAGUCUAGCCGGGAAGGGGAGCACAGAUGAGGAGCAGCUAUCGUUCCAUUAACUAGCUUAGGACCACAUUCUAUACAUACACAUUUAAUUACUUUAAUUUUUUUUCGCUGGGUUUCGUUAUAAGUUCUCUCCCCUUCCCAAAAGCCCAACCAACUAUGAUUUAUUAUUAAUUUGUUUAAAACUGCAUUUCCGUUGGAAACAACGAAGUAGAGGAAAUACAAGCUGGACUGAAGACGGAGAAAGAGACAAACAGAGUUGCGUAGACAGAGAAGGCAGAUACUCACUCAAGCCAAAUGCAUUUGGUUUCUCCUACUAAAAAUUCAUUGUUCAAUUUGGUUUUUUUUGGGACAAGCUUUAGUUAACAAAAAGGAGGAAGACACGCACGCACUCAUUUUUAAAUUGUAGUUCUCAGGAGUUCGGAUUUUCUUUUAUUGUUUUUCUUUAUAUUUUUUUAGUAGCAUGUGGAAAGACACUAAAGGGAAUUAUUAUGUUUAUUAGUUGUAAGUUCGCUUGGUUCCAACAUUGUCCAGAACUAUGACAGAACGUUACUUAAACCACACACCAUAAACUUAAGUAAAACAGGGGAAAACCCAGAAAAUGGCCACAGAAUGGAUAUCUAAGCAAGAAAAAAGUACGAAGGAAAAACGAGAGGAAAAACCAAGAAACUAUUUGCUGAUGUUCAUAAGUUAUAACGAAUACGAAUGAAAUAAAUACAACCAAUUGCUCGCUUCUGCCAAUAAAUUUAACUUUGCAGUAACUUAA
Molecule: messenger RNA, 4384 nt
Organism: Drosophila rhopaloa
Lineage: Eukaryota; Metazoa; Arthropoda; Insecta; Diptera; Drosophilidae
Gene: Usp16-45
Product: ubiquitin carboxyl-terminal hydrolase 45
Exons: 5
Coding region: 167-3568 (1133 amino acids)
Biological process (GO): protein deubiquitination
Molecular function (GO): cysteine-type deubiquitinase activity; zinc ion binding
Source: RefSeq, a predicted model, not a curated record